UGCCUCCCACAUCGCUGUUCUUCUCUGGGCUUCAUCUAGGAGUUGCAUCGUCUCGUUGCAGUCAUCAUGUUCUUCUGCCUCCUCUUCCUAAGUGUUAUUUCAACAUUACCGACCACCAGUUAUUCUCUAACUUGUAUAGAAUGCUCGGGUAUUGCUGAGUUUGAUAUUGGCAUUCCAUGUACUGGAAUUGUGAAAACCUGCUCUUCAAAUGAGGUUUGCGUAUCCAAACAUUCCGUGAUCAUAAUAGGUGGUUUGCAACAACCAGGAACCUAUGGAAGAACUUGUGGGCAGCGUGAGCUGUGCUCUGCUUCAAUCAGUGCUAGCGCUCCUUAUGGAAGAAUAAUGAUGAGCUUCUCCUGCUGUGACACAGAUCGCUGUACUCCUCCCCGUCCCGAAUUGCCUUCUAUAUCCUCUGAAAAAAAUGGCGUUGUCUGCAAGACCUGCCAAAGCAAGGAAAACGUUCCCUGUGACUCUAAGACUUACAUGGACUGUGUCGGAGAAGAAACAAAGUGCUUUUCUCAGGUGACAAGAUCAGGAUCGCAGGGAGUGGCUGAACGUGGCUGCGCCACCCCGAGCUUGUGCGCGAUUCCUCAUAACGAAGGGUCGUUUGGAAAUCUGGAUUUUAAAGUGGAUACCACCUGCACGGACGGCGGUGCCGGCCUCCACUACCGCCUGCAUCUGCUGCCCAUCACCUUCAUUUGCCUCUUCAAGGUCAUGAGUUAAAGUCAUCGUGAAGGUCAAACGUCCGAACCGUAAUCCGCUAUUAAUGAUCGCUUACGCCCCGUAAUUAUGUCCGUGAGUCGUCCUCUCGUCCAGUUGAUGGCUCUGUCUCUGGGAAAGCUGGGUGACAAAUUAUAUGGCUCCUAUAGGAGACUCCACCAGGCUUUCCAUCACUUAUGAACGGCAAUCCUCCCAUCUCACUGUCCGGAGUCUGGGAAAGCUGGAUGAACACCCACAAUGGGGGUUGUAGUGGUGGCCAUAUUGAUUGUCUGCUUUCCCAGACCUCUGAGUGACAUAGCCUGCUGGGGUAGGAAAGGAUAACCGGCUUGUAGGGUAACCCAGCUUUCCCAGCUAAUGAACGGCAAACUGUGAAAUAUCAUCUUUCCCUGAUAUCACUCCUAGGCAGGUAGUCACCUGGGAAAGCUGGGUGACAACCUCUGUGUGAACUGGAUUGGUGGCCAUAUUGGUUGUCACCCAGCUUUACUAUAGUUUUGGGUAAUAAAAUCUGCUGACUGUGCAGUUUAUAGUCAGCGAUAUGAAAGGCAGGUGGGGUGAAACUACAACUCCCAGCAUGCACGCGUGCUUGGGUGUUCUUAGAACUCCCAUAGAAGUGAAUGGAGCAUGCUGGGGGUUGUAGUUUCACACCAGCUGGAGUUGCGGAGGUUGCUGUCCCCUGCUGUAUACCUCGGGAAGGCAAGAGCUUAUUAGAAACACUGUUGGUUGUCACCCAGCUUUCCCAGAGACAGAUGUAGCAGCUUUUAUCUAUAGUCUACAGCCCGCAGCUAUAAGGAACAUAUUCGCACAGCAGCUAAAUACAAUACAUGCAAUUAUUUGGCUUAGGCCUCAUGCACACGACCGUCUGCAAAUUGCGUAUCUGCAAAAUACGGAUACCGCCCGCGUUGCAUCCGCAUUUUUUGUGGACCCACUGAAUUCAAUGGCUCCGUGGUCCUCAUUUUGCGGCUAACUAUAGGACAUGUGUUCAUUUACGGAACGGACAUAAGGACGCAGAAAGCACAUGGAUCAUCCGUUGGUUCUCCGCAUCAAUAUAUCCCUUCCGGAAAAAGAUAGAAUGCGGACCACUGCAAAAAAAUGGACUGUCUCCGUAUUUUCCCGGAUCUGCGAUUUGCAGACCACAAAGCGGAUAUGGUCACAGGCACGUGAUCCGAGGCCGCGAUCAGUAUACAGAUGUAGCAGAGCUGAAUUUCUUGAACUAUUUGUGUUUGUGAUAUCUAUCUAGGUAAAGACAAUCAGUAGCUUUUUCUGCAGUCCUAUGUAAAACCACAGAUAACACACCUGAAGUAUAGGAGGAAGAUUGUGCCACGUGACAAAGUCGCCUCCGCAGAACAUUCUUUAUUAUAACGGUAGUAGAACAGUUACACAGCAAGAACGGGGCCCGCAGGCGUGAGCCCACUUCAUUCACCUGCACCGUCAGCAAACGCCACAGCCUGUAACAAGAGCUCUGCUUCUUGUCAGUGAAUGAAAAAUUCUAGUAUGCAUCCAAAGAGCUGAAAAACAGUCAAUAAAUUGUAUGAAGUGUGAACAGUCCUGUGUGAAGUAACCAUCCUGGACUCCAGACUAGGGGAGGAUUGUCUAGAUACAUUGUAACAAACCCUCUGCAGUGAGUAGGGGCAUUGCUUCUGUAAGGAGAGGUAGUAGGUCAUCAUGGGGGUCACUAUAUACAGGGCUGAUACUGGUGGAGGGUCAUUGUAUGAGGGACUGAUACUGGUGGGGGGGCAUUAUACGAUUUUCUGACACUGGUGGGGGUCAUUAUAUGAUUUGCUGAUACUGGUGGGGGUCAUUAUAUGAUUUGCUGAUACUGGUGGGGGCCAUUAUAUGAGGGACUGAUACUGGUGGGGGGUCAUUAUAUGCUUUGCUGAUACUGGUGGGGGUCAUUAUAUGAUUUGCUGAUACUGGUGGGGGCCAUUAUAUGAGGGGCUGAUACUGGUGGGGGGUCAUUAUAUGAUUUGCUGAUACUGGUGGGGGUCAUUAUAUGAGGGGCUGAUACUGGUGGGGGGGCAUUAUACGAUUUUCUGACACUGGUGGGGGUCAUUAUAUGAUUUGCUGACACUGGUGGGGGGGUAAUUUUUAUCAGGGUCUGGUAUUGGGGAGUCACUGUGAGGAGCUGAUAAGGGGGGCAUUACAGUACUAGGGUGGUCCCUUUAUGAGAAACUGAUGCUGGGGGGCAGUGUAUGAGAAGCUGAUACUGGGGGGGGGGGUACUUUAAAAAUGGGGUCACUGUUAGUUUUUUUCCGGGUCCCAGUCCGCCCCUGGCUGUGAGAACCGUUAGACCUGCCAGAUGUUUGACAUCUGUUUCAUUUCACUGACAGUAAUCAGAGGUCUUGAAAAUGUUAAGAAAUUGACAUUAUAUUAUCAAUCUUUCCACACAUAAAAACCCCUGAGAAGUAUAGAUUGGGGAUCAGUCGGGGUUGAGACAAGCCGUGGGUGUGGGGGGCAGCAGCCGUAAACUACAAGUCCCAGCAUGCCCUGCAGCCAGUUGCACUAAUGAGAGCCAGGGGCGUAGCUAUAGGUGGUGCAGAGGUAGCAGUCGCUACCAGGCCCAGGAGCCUGAGGGGCCCAAAGACCCUAGG
Bufo gargarizans (Asiatic toad) is the source of this 3308-nucleotide messenger RNA. RefSeq names its product phospholipase A2 inhibitor and Ly6/PLAUR domain-containing protein-like. NCBI's taxonomy places the organism in Eukaryota, Metazoa, Chordata, Amphibia, Anura, Bufonidae. The transcript is spliced from 5 exons. Bases 67 to 723 code for a protein of 218 amino acids. The record is from RefSeq and is a predicted model, not a curated record.